This is a messenger RNA of Ambispora leptoticha, 195 nucleotides long. The record is from the annotation of a GenBank genome assembly. NCBI's taxonomy places the organism in Eukaryota, Fungi, Glomeromycota, Glomeromycetes, Archaeosporales, Ambisporaceae.
AUGGCAAUAUCAGAAGAUCAAAUAAACUUUUUUGAUUAUAAAGAGUCAUUACUAGAAAUUCAAUUGGAUGUGGUGCAAACUUCAUCAAUAGCCGCCAAUGUUGAAACAUCGUCAUCAAUAUAUAAAGAACAAUUAUCAGAAAGUUCAGAUUCAUCAUGUGAAGGAGACAACAAGUAUGAGGAAUCUGAAAAUUAG